This is a messenger RNA of Chenopodium quinoa (quinoa), 531 nucleotides long. RefSeq lists its product as uncharacterized. The transcript is spliced from 2 exons. NCBI's taxonomy places the organism in Eukaryota, Viridiplantae, Streptophyta, Magnoliopsida, Caryophyllales, Amaranthaceae. The record is from RefSeq and is a predicted model, not a curated record. Bases 1 to 531 code for a protein of 176 amino acids.
AUGCCGAACUAUGCAAAAUCACUUAAAGAUAUUUUAAGCGGUAGGAGGACUUGUGAUGUUGUGGAGACGGUGAACUUGACCAAGAAUUGUAGUGCAACCAUAAUGAACAAAAUGGAACCUAAGCUAAAUGAUCCUGAAAACUUUUUCAUCCCUGUUAAUGCCUUAUGUUACCUUGGAGCUCGUGUUAGCCUUAUGCCAUAUUCGGUGUACCAAAGGCUUAAACUAGGGGAACUCUUGCCUACCGACAUUACUUUACAAUUAGCCAAUAGGUCAAUCAAGUUUCCAAAGGAUCAGGUAGAUGAUGUCCCUUUGAGGGUUGGCAAAUUUGUUAUUCUGAUGGAUUUUGUGGUACUUGAGAUGGAUGAAGAUGCUAGCAUUCCUAUCAUUCUAGGUAGACCCUUUCUUGCUACCUCGGGUGCUAUAAUCGAUGUCAACAGUGAUAAAAUUUCACUUAAGGUAGGAGAUGAGGUGAUUGAAUUUGACUUGAAUGAUAGCAUGAAGUAUCCAAGUUCUUCCUUGGAGAAUGUAUGA